Molecule: messenger RNA, 1227 nt
Organism: Seminavis robusta
Lineage: Eukaryota; Bacillariophyta; Bacillariophyceae; Naviculales; Naviculaceae
Source: the annotation of a GenBank genome assembly
AUGCAGGGUGUUCAGCAAUGGAGUUUUGCAGAACAGGACUGCGGAUCUGCCAAAACUGCACAGAAUAACAACAGCAACAACAGCAGCAUUUCUUCAUCUCUCAUCCCAACAGCAGCAUCCCAACAGCAGCAUCGUCAUCGGCAUGGCACAGGCUUGGACACUGGCAUCAGCAUUGACUCUUCCAGCACCACUCCAGCAGCAGGAAUGGCCAGCACUCUUACCGUUGUCUCCCAGAAGCGGCAGUCAAGAGCUAAAAUUAAACUGGAAAUUGAAAAGCUCAAUCUACUGAUCUGUCAAGAUUAUCCUCGCAGUGGACUGGACCAUGACAAAUUGUUGUGCAUGUUAGAUCCCAGCGCAGGAUAUGUGGAUCCAAAUGCUGAUUACGGUGCCCACAGAAACAAUCUCCAAUUUCCAGUACAUUCUGCCAGUGGUAUGAAAUUCGGUACACGAAGUCUUGGCCUCCGGUACGAGAAUGAGCAUUCUGAGGUCUACUAUGGGUACAAGAUGUGUCAAUUUUCAAGGCAGCAUCUUCAGUUCCUGUUGAAUAUUCAACGAGCAAUUUAUCUGUCACAUCCCAGCUCUCAAAUCAGGAAUGCUACCCAGGAUUAUAUGAGAGUCAAUCUUGUGGUGGGAGCCCAGACAGGAGAGCACACGGAUACUUUCAGAGGAGCCACUCCCAACUUUAUUUUUAUAGAACCUGGCAAUACAUUCCACUUGAGAAUACGACUCUUCCCCAAGUUUCAUUCAUCCGUGGUUUCGUAUAAGGGAGACUACUACAUACCCCACCAGUAUAGUCCAGCACGACUCGUAAUGAUAGGCAAAAAUGACAAAGGUGAUCCCCACUAUUUCAAGUUCCCACCCUCAACAAUUGACAAGUUGGAACCUGUAGGAGACCUUCACAGCUUCAUUGUCGUGGGCAUCAAACAAAAGAAAAUCCAAACAGCCCCAAGCUACUAUAGUGUACACCAUACCACAGCCACUUUGAACAUUGUCAGCCUUGCGGAUGUCCUGCAAGACGCAAAAAAACAUCCUGUUCUGAGGAAGCCCAGGCCCAUGUUUCAAUUGAAGCACGAAACCAACAAAUGGCAUAUUUUCUAUGGUUGGAAGCACGUGCAUAAAUGGGUGGCAGGGACUGAUUCUGAGUGCCGUCGAAUUCAUGUUUUCUACCGACCCAUCAGAGAAGAAGUGUCUGCUUCUAGAGCAAGAUUCUUCACAUGGCGAGACUAG